AUGGGAGGGGUACCCAGCGUGCUGCUUUGCCUUUGGUGUCGAGGGGGGUGCUCGACGGCGACGGUGGCUGCGGCGCUGACGUUCUUCCCUCCAAGCCCUCCAUGCUACGCGCACAUUGCCGGCACGUUCCCACAUCGACAGAACUUGAAAGACAGCGCGCUCGAAGACCUGGAGCAGAUACAGCAGUACUAG
This is a messenger RNA of Ectocarpus siliculosus, 192 nucleotides long. Lineage: Eukaryota; Phaeophyceae; Ectocarpales; Ectocarpaceae. The record is from the annotation of a GenBank genome assembly.